Messenger RNA from Perca flavescens (yellow perch), 4820 nucleotides. Its product is annotated as copine-3-like. The record is from RefSeq and is a predicted model, not a curated record. Gene Ontology annotation, biological process: ERBB2 signaling pathway; cellular response to calcium ion. Gene Ontology annotation, cellular component: plasma membrane. Lineage: Eukaryota; Metazoa; Chordata; Actinopteri; Perciformes; Percidae. The transcript has 16 exons. Gene Ontology annotation, molecular function: calcium-dependent phospholipid binding; receptor tyrosine kinase binding. Bases 224 to 1864 code for a protein of 546 amino acids.
CACGAUCUCGUUUUGGUGGGCGUGGUCUUAAUUUUGGCAUGUCAAGGUACUGCAGAGUAGACAGAGCAGCCAAGCAAAGUCGCGAUACUUUUGAAAGGGCGAUACCAUACUGCUACAGUGUAACGUUAACGUUUCGAGCUACUAACACCGCCUCACAAAGUAUUUUCUAGUUUUGAGUCCUGUAACGCGUCCAAACACUUUUAACGCUUGUUACCACACAGACAUGGCUGCCCAGUGUGUAACCAAGGUGGAGCUGACCGUGUCCUGUGAGAAUCUUCUGGACAAAGACAUCGGCUCAAAGUCCGACCCGCUGUGUGUCCUGUUAAUGAGCAGCUCUGAUUCCCAGUGGUAUGAGGUGGGGCGCACGGAGAAAGUCCAGAAUUGCCUCUGCCCAAAGUUUGCAACAAAGUUUGUUGUCGACUACUUCUUUGAAAUAGUGCAGAAACUGAAGUUUGGGAUUUAUGACAUCGACAACAAAACUAUUGACCUGAGUGACGAUGACUUCCUGGGGCAACUGGAGUGCACCUUGGGCCAGGUUGUGUCCAGUAAAAAACUGACCCGGCCACUUGUCUUGAAGAACAAUUCCCCUGCAGGAAAAGGGACCAUCACAAUUAGUGCAGAAGAAAUAAAAGAUAACCGAGUGGCAAAUUUUGAAGUUGAAGCAAGGAAACUAGAUAACAAGGAUUUCUUUGGGAAGUCCGACCCUUACCUGGAAUUCUACAAGCAGACAGCGACUGGAUGGCAGCUGGCUCACAGGACCGAGGUGGUGAACAACAACUUGAAUCCAACAUGGAAACCCUUUCGAAUUCCCCUGCAGUCUCUCUGUGGAGGAGACAUGGACACACCUAUAAAAGUUGAGUGUUAUGAUUAUGACAACGAUGGCUCACAUGAUCUUAUUGGAUCCUUUGAGACAACAAUGACACGCUUCAAACAAGCAUCACGAACCUCUCCGGCAGAGUUUGAAUGUAUCAACAGUAAAAAGAAACAGAAGAAGAAAGGCUACAAGAACUCUGGUGUUGUGAGCGUGAAGCUCUGCGAGGUGGUGAAGGAGUAUACCUUCCUGGAUUAUAUUAUGGGAGGCUGUCAAAUCAACUUCACUGUGGCUAUUGACUUCACAGGCUCCAACGGGGAUCCCAAGUCUCCUCAGUCUCUGCAUUACAUUAGUCCUCAGGGCGUUAACGAAUACCUUUCUGCUAUCUGGUCUGUUGGCAAUGUCAUCCAGGACUAUGACAGUGACAAGAUGUUUCCUGCCUUUGGCUUUGGAGCCCAAAUCCCUCCCACGUGGCAGGUUUCCCAUGAGUUUCCCCUGAAUUUCAACCCAGCAAAUCCAUUUUGUACAGGCAUUCAAGGUGUGGUGGAGGCCUACAGAGUGUGUCUGCCCCAGGUCAAACUCUACGGUCCUACCAACUUCUCCCCUAUCAUCAACCACGUAGCUUGCUUUGCUAAGCAAGCAAUCCAGCAGACCACUGCAUCGCAAUACUUCGUUCUGCUGAUCAUCACUGACGGAGUGAUCACCGACAUGGAUGAUACACGCAGUGCCAUCGUCAACGCCUCUCGUCUCCCCAUGUCCAUCAUCAUUGUUGGAGUAGGGGGGGCGGACUUCAGUGCCAUGGAGUUCCUGGAUGGAGACAGUGGACGUCUGCGCUCUCAGACUGGCGAGACUGCCAUGCGAGACAUUGUCCAGUUUGUGCCAUUCAGGCAGUUCCAAAAUGGUCCUCAAGAAGCACUGGCAAAGAGUGUGUUGGCAGAAGUACCAGGUCAGCUGGUGGACUUUUACACUACAAUGAAGCUGAGUCCACCCACAUCCAUUCCCGCAGCAAACUCUGCACCAAACCCUGUACCAAACCCUGCGGGGACCAUCUGAUACUACAAGGAGGAAACCAGACAUACAGUAGACCUAAUUUCAUCUCCUGCAUAUAUAAAGCAGAUCCCAGCAUAAUCUCAUCACUCAAUUAGACAAAUGUCCUUCCUACCAGCAUGCAGCUUAGUCAAAGAUAGCCACCCAAACCACACACAAUACAGCAAAAGUAAGCACUCCACACUAUGCCAACAAUAUUAAUAUUGAUGUGUGCUCAUUUUAGCUUUUAUUUAGUGCUACUGCAACCUGAAAAUAAACAAAGUAAUCAUUCCAUCCAUCAUUUUUGAUAGAUAAAUUUGAUAGGCAGGGAAUUGCACUUUUAAUAAUAGUUUUUUUUUUUUUUUUUUAAGUAUUCGAGAUAAACAAGGAAGCAUUCGUUGUUUCUGUAGUACUAACUGAAACAAGAUACAGUAAAUCAAAAUAAUUGUCAUUGCAGUAACACUGCACUGCUUCUGCUAGUUUUUUCUUUUAAUGCAUCAUAGGAGUGUGCAGUUUAUUUUUAUGCCAACAUGAAGUUACAAUAGUUAUGUAAAAGACUUUUACACAAGAUAACAAAGAUGAUCUUUUAAUCAUGGCACCAAUAAACGGUGAGGUGACUCAUAUUGUUACUUAGUUUAUGAAAAUUGGUUUCGGCUGCGCUUACUAACAUAAUGUCAUUGUGCUAACCGGGCAUUGUUAGCCUUUACAACAGAGCCGCUUCACUACACUUCUUAUAUAGUGUUUCAUUACAGAGUUCUCUGUUGAUAUGUGUUUGUCACUGUGUGCUCGCGGUGGGAAAUGAAUGUAAACCGAGCGGUGUGCCAGAAAUGUAAUGCGCCAUGACGUAGCUCCCCUUCAAGGCCAGGCUAAUGUUGGCGGUCCCUCUAGUGGACAGAACGUGUAACAACAACCACAUGCUUAUAGCGGCAUUGACAAUGCAUAAGCCUGAGUAGCGUAGUACAUAUUUAUAACAGGCUGCGUUUGAGCAUAAAUAUUCAACUAUUAUUUGAAUAUCAAAAAAAUUAUAUUUGAAUAGUAUUACAGAAGAAGACAGACAGCUCUACCCCAUAUAUGAGGUUUACAUCCUCAGUGAAAGCAUAAUGGAGGAAGCAUAAUUAUGUACAUGUAGCCAAGUAGCGUUGUUGCUGUUUUGGCACAGAUAAUUUAUUUGCAUUAAUGUUUGACGCACAUGCUUUCCUAUGCACUUACCUAUAGUAAUGUUUUACUCAAUGAAAUACUAAAUUCUGUGUGUGGGUAAUAAAUCCAGUAAACUCAGAGCUAUUUAUACCUUAAGUAUAAAUCCGUAAUCUUGAAAUAACUAGAAAGUCUCAUUGUAGUAGUGUCAGAUGUGCUUGUUUUGUGCCAGUCUUAUCACUUGUGUAUGUUUUACUGUGGUCUACCAUUGUGCCAGUUACUUUUGGUUAUUUUCCCUUCAAAGACACCGUUGGGUAGUUCCCUGGACAAGGACUAACACGUUUCUAUUCCAAUGAUAUGGCUGUUGACUUAAUCUCUGUUUAUAUAUAUAUAUAUAUAUAUAUGCACACGAGUAUUAAACAUGCUUUCACCAUAGAAACUAUACAGUACUGCUUAUUGAAAUCUAUGCAUGUUUAGUGCAAGUGUUUAUUAUUUUUUUAAUUGUUUUUAUAUGGUUGUACAAGACAAGCUGUAAAAAAUUAUGUCUCAUAUAUCCGCUUUAGUGCUCAGAUAGAAAUGGGCAAUGUGCCUUAUCAACAUAAGCUUGCUAAUAAAACAUCUUAAUAAAUACAAAUUGAACUUGACCUUAAUUUAACACCUUUUUAAAAAAAAAAAGAAAAUGUCUACUGCCCUUUGUAUAUUAUAUCUACCAACAGUGUGUACCUAACAGAAAUGACCAAAAGUUAACUUUACUUGUGGUCAUUGGGAUAACUGCAGCAUAUGAAUUUACAAAAGAUACAAUGUGAUUGUUUUUUUAUUUUUUAUUUGUUUGAUAAUGUGAAGUUGUAGAAAGCUGCAGUGGCCUAAUGGGUACAACUUUAGAGGUCCCAUAGUGCUCCCAUGCUCAUUUUCAGGUUCUAACUUGUAUUUUGGUUUUUAUUUAGAUAUAAAUGUAACUCAUUGUGUUAAAAGGGCUUUUGUGUUGAAAAAACAUUGAAAUCUCACUUGAACCAUAUGAGACCUUUAAUAAACUCUGAGCCUAAUCCUGAACUCUGAGUUGAUAUACUCAACUAAUGUGCAGUGAAGUGAGGUAACAAAACAUUUGUAGGUAAAAGAAAGGUUCUCUUGGAAAAAAAAAAAUGCAAGUAUUCACAAGUUCAUCUGUAGAUCUAAACAGUAUUACGUUUUUGAACUUAAGGUAACACUUUGUGCAAACUUCUUAACCUAAAUUGGCACACAUUGUCCCUUAAAUAUAUUCAAAAAAUACUUUGCAGCUGGUUGCCUUACUCAACUAUUUCCUACAGUGAUGCCCCUGUAAUAUUAAGCCUGCAACAUUGUAACUGAAGAGUGCGCCAGCUAUUGAGCCUUUUGGCAAGAGCAGACCAGAUUUUACUGCGCCUGUGUUGUACCCCAAUGAUAUGACGUGUGCAAUCUCCUCUAAUUACCCUUAUCCUUCUUGACUAUGGGGCCCAUAAACUUUCGCCCGCUACUUCCAGUUUAGCAUUCUGCUAACUUAAAUGGGGGAUAAAAUGAUUUAAUCAUACGGGUCUUCCUGACUUUCCAAAUCAGAGCCAUCCAAUGCAAAAUACAGCCGUCUACUGCCAGGGUGGCUUGAAGCUCAGAGGUAGAGUGGUCGCCCCUCACCCACAAUAUUGGCGGUUUGAUCCCAGGCUCCUCCGUCCACAUGUCAAAGUGUGGCUGAGCAAGACACUGAACCCCAAGUUGCUCCCCAGAUGCUGUAUGUAUAGCUGUCCUCUGCAUCCUAAUACUUAAGAUGGGUUAAAUGCAGUGAUUCAAUUUCACUACAUUGUACUGUGUGUAUGUGACGAAUAAAGUUUCUUUAAGUUUC